UGUUGGUCUGCCGUCCACCGUUAAACCUGAAGAGGAGGCCGGUGGUUCCAGGCUCGGGUCUCCGUAUCGGCUGCGAGCGUUCGGCGAUGCCCCUGGUGCUUCUGUGUGGCCUUCCCUGCAGCGGGAAGAGCCGCAGGGCGGCGGAGCUGAGCGAGUAUCUGCGGGAGGCGACGGACAGGAAGGUGGUGGAGGUGGGAGACCGGAGCCUGGGGGUGGAGCGCAACGAGGUCUAUGCGGAUUCUCGGAAGGAGAAGGAACUCCGGGGAGCAUUGAAAGCAGAAGUUGAAAGAAAAAUCAAUAAAGAAGAUGUUGUAAUUCUGGAUUCUCUAAACUACAUCAAAGGUUACAGAUAUGAGCUGUUUUGUUUAAUAAAGCAUGCACAGACUCCACAUUGCUUGAUUCACUGUGAGACUGCAGUUGAUGUCUGUUCAUCAUGGAACCAAAGCAGAGAGCAGGAGCAACAAUACUCCCAGACAAUCUUUGAUGCACUGGUGAUGAGAUUUGAGGCUCCUGAUUCCAGGAACCGAUGGGACAGCCCGUUGUUCACCAUUCAGAAAGAUGAUACCCUCCCGUUUGAGGCAAUAAGCGAUGCAAUCUUCCACAGGAAAGCCCCACCACCCAACCAGUCAACGUUAAGUCAACCACUUUCCUCUGCAAACUUCAUGUACGAGUUGGACAGGGUCACACAGGAAAUACUGAUGAACCUGAAAACAAUGGAGGAAGGUCAUUGCCCAGCGUCUGACUCUGUGUCUCACCCCGGUGACGUGAUAGAAAAGACCCGGAACUCUGGAACCUCUCAGUCAAAACCCAGAAACAUGAAUACAUACCCACCAGUGUGUCGUUUCUAUUCUCGUGGAAGGUACUGUCAGUUUGGCCGGAGGUGCCGAUUUCUGCAUGAGCAUCAGGAGCAACGGAUUGCUCCAAGUGUGCCUGAAAGCCAGAGCAGUGGGGCUGCUGAAAAUAUCCCUCAGUGCCAGAGUGAAGCAGAAUGUCCUGCAGGCAGUGGCCCAGUCAGGUUUGGUGAGGAUGCUGCAGCACAGGGGCGAACUCGAUUUGGAACACCCAAGAUGACGGGUCCCAGAGAGAGAGCUAAGAGGCCGUGCCGUUACUUUCUGUCCGGCUAUUGCGUGAUGGAAGAGCGGUGCCGUUUUUGGCAUCCUGAGCGGUUGCCUGUGUUGAGAGACCCUGUGGAUCCUGAGCCCACCCGAAUCAAUCUGAGACCAGGACCAGGACCACUCAUUCGACCUCCCCUCCCCCGGCCUGCUGUGGUCAAGGAUGAAGUAAAGCUCACCGAGCUGACCCAAGAGGUGGCCCGGCAACUGCGAGAGACUGAAAUCAACCAGCUGUUGAAACGCUUCCCAAAGGACCAGCUCAUCAUUCAGGAGAGUGAGGAUGGGAAACAGACUUUUUACCGCAUUGUGGUGGAGCCUACAGAUCCAGACUGGCCUUUUGACUUGAAGGAGAUGGACAUACAGAUUUGUUUCCCGGACAAUUAUCCUUUGGAGGUGUUCACUUUGGAUAUCCCUGAGGAUCAGGAUCUGCCAGCAUCCAUGGGGAGGCAUGUGUGUAAUGCUUCAGAGGAAUGGCUUCAGGCCAAACAUGCCACCAACCGGCUUACGGGAAAACUAGAGCUAUUAUUUCGUCCUUACCUGCGGUGGCUAGAUCGCAACCUGGAGAAGCUGUUCAUUGAGGGAGCCAGAAAGAUAAAGAGGGAAUUGGACACAGAGAAAUCGGGGAUCCGUUUUAUACCCUUUCAGGAGCUUAAGCCAUGCCUACCAGAUGCACAGGUUCUGCAGCCUUCGGAAGGUUCUCCAUGCCCUCAGAAUGAAGAUCCUGUCAAAGGAUUGUCGCAGCAUCUUCAGCAGGCCAAGUUCACGGAAUCAGAAAGUCCAGAGAUGAGUGGCACAGCCAGUGAAGCCAGCUCUGGUGAGGAAGUUGAUGGUUGUUCGAGGACUGACGCAUCUGGCAGGCAUAAACCCCUCCCAGCUGCCAAUGGGAGUGGGCACCUGCCAAUAGGCUGUAACAGCAAGGCUCUGCCUAAGGGAACAGCAGUGCGAUUUCUUGGCUUUCAGCUGGGAGAAGGGACAGCGACACUGGCAGCUCAGCAGAUCACUGUGUCACUGAACUGCAGCAGGUGCAAAAUAACUGCAGAUCUGACUGUGUCCCAAAAUCACCCUUCUUCUGCAAGCUGUGAGAAGUGUAACAAUGACAUCAGUGUGGCAUUCCAACCCGGUGUACUGCAUGAGAAUUCGAAUGUCUUGGGUUACCUGGACCUGUAUGGAAGUGUCCCUGUAGACUUGAUCUUACAGGACAGUCACUUUACUGUGGGCUGUCUAAACUGCUCCAAAGAGGGCGCUCUGCAAGAUCUGUCCUAUGGCCGGUACAAGGAGCUAAACUGUUUGCACUGUCAUGGCAAACUUGGCGUUUUGGUGGAGGCAACACAGUUUUACCAGAUGAACGUUCAAUCACAGGAUGAAAUCGGUAAUAAAAAUUCAGUUCAUCGGCAUCAGAAGAGGCAGCCUCAAGUACCUACCAUUCAGCUUGGUAAACCCCUGCCUGAGUUUGGCACUUGCAGCCAUUACAAGAAAAGUUGUCGUUGGCUCAGGUUUCAGUGUUGUGGGAAAGCUUACCCAUGUGACUUGUGUCAUGAUGACGACCAGGACCACGUAAUGGAGAUGGCCACUCGAAUGAUCUGUGGAUUCUGUGCAAAGGAGCAGCCGUACAGCAACGGGAAACCCUGUGCUGCCUGUGGAGCUAUGAUGACAAAGGGAUCUCACAGCAGCCACUGGGAAGGGGGCCGAGGCUGCCGGAACCAAGUGCGGAUGAGUCGCAAAGACAAACAGAAAUACUCAAACAGUGUGAAGACCGUGUCGCGCCGCUCCCAGCAGCAGCACCAGAAGUGAGCAGAGUGGCCCUGCUUGGGAUCCCUGACUGGGGAACGGUGGCCUUAGUAAUGACUCUGUGAGUGGGUUUGGUGUGUGCGUGCUUUUCUUUUUCCCUGUUGUUUCUUUCUACCUCCUGUGAGGUGAUGAAAGGAUAAAUGUUUUCAAAUUUCAAGGAUCUUGGGGAGAGGGGGUGAGAGAGUCCAUUGAGGAAUGGGACGCCGUUUACGGUAUGACGCCAUCCAUGCCUUGGUCGUGCACAUGGGUUUGACGCGUCUGAUGACUGCCCUACGUUACUUACAGUGUAUGAGAGAUGCAAGUUGGCGAAAGUCAUUGUGCCCUGCUGGCAAUUCACUCCAACUCUUCUGAGCCAGUCAUCCAGUACCGGUUUGUCCUGUCACGUGGAAGUUCUGGGUGUGUUUGUACCAGUAGACACAGCAGCUAAUGGAACCGGAACUGUGUAGUAUGCAAAACGUCCACCAAGUUACCCGUAUCGCAUACGAUUUGAGUGAAGUGCUGCUCCUGCUGACAGCAUUAGCCGAGUCCUUUCCUUUCUCCGCUGGAACACAUGCCACAGAGCAGAUCGUGCUGCUGCAGUUGUGUAGGAAGGAUCAACAAAAGCUGUAACGUGAUGCAGGGAAACUCUGAGAAUUGAUGGUGCUCUAACUCAGCCCAGCCUCCUGAUCUGUGGCACCAGGAGCCUGCACGCAAGUACAAUUGGAAGUUGAGUUCUUAUUUGGCUUUGAAUGUUAAAGGUUAUCACUGUGUUGAUUUACAUUUAAUUUGGUAAUUUUAUAAAAUGCAGUCAAAUCUUAUUCUAUGCAACACGUUGCCACGUCGACAAUAAACAAGGAAAUGGUUGUUGCCCUGUAAGUGAGAUGGAAGAAUGAGUUAAAAAACCUCUUUUGGUGAACAACAGGCAUCCACGUGGGUAGUAGUUUGUAAAAUGCAUGAGCAUUACUGCUUCCACAUUCUCCAUCCCCGUCUCCUACUGAUUCUGAAUAAAUGCUGUGCUAAAGAAAACCACCGGGUAGGAUUCUCCACUGUCACUCCCAUCUAAUAAUGUGUAUUUGUCCCUGAGCCCUGUGAUUCAUUCUGUGGUCUUGACUCUGCUUGUGGAGCAUAGGACAAAAGCGUACACCAUUCCCUCACUUGAUUCUGCUUUGUUGUUUGCUCUGCGAAUGACUGAUCAGUCCCCCCACCCCCAUCCACCAAAAAACUUCUCUAACAAAAAUUUCCAAGUCUCUGAAGAUCAAGAAACAGCUGAAAAUCAAAAGUAAAAAUGGAAAAUGCAGGUCAGCCUGCGUCCGUGGAGAGAGAGAUAGAUACCAUUUUAAAGUCCAAGGUCUUCUUUCAAAGAAGGAAGGUGAGAAUACAAGUGGCAGGAAGGGAUGGAUACAUUGUACAUCAGGGGUGCUAGAACGAAGAGCUGUAACUCUUGUCAAUCUCUAUUCUUAACCCUCCCUUUCUCUAUGCAGAUAAGGCUAUAGUGAAUUGAAAAGGCACUUGGAAUAUUUGGUUAAAGAGAGUAGCGGAGUAGAGUGUCACCUUUGUGCGUUCCUGCAGAUAGCAGGUACCCCUCCACUGGAAUGGAAGAGUUAAAACACAGGCUCCCAUGCUUGUGUGGGAUCUAUCUCCAAGCCUCCCAGGUUUGAGUACCCCACUGUUGCCCAGUUGGACAAUGCCAGUUUCCACUGUAUAAGUAAUGGAGCUUCCCAGUACACCACUUAGUGUUUGCAGAGCAAAGUGAAUUGAAUUGAAUGAUAAUAAAUGUUUGCAGCCCAGCCUGCAGAAAACCGGUGUUGGAUUGUGGCCCUCAUAUUUGCUCUGUCCUUCAGGAACUGGGAGCUAUGGGCCUUCAGAAGCUUGGGUGUUGAGCAUUUUGGAUGGUGUAGGUCUAAUUACUUGCAUCCUGGCUCUUCACUCCCCAUCUCACCACCAAAUUUUAUCUGAUGUCUGUGACUUCUGCAUGUGUGCAAGCCAACCUUCAUGCCCUCUUACCCCACCUUGUACCUCAUUCAGAUUGGCAUCUCUCAGGGGCAAGCCUGGGAAGAGAAUUGCCUGGCAAAACUCUUAGCCGACAGCCCAUGUCUCCACAGAGGACUGUUGGCAGCAAGGAGUUUGACUGUCUCUCUGACUGCAGCUUGAGUUUCUAAGCUCAGUUGUAUAUUCUUAUAAUUGCCUGGAGUGAACUGAAGAUACAGUACAAUUUUCUUCGACUUGUUCAUUAACUCUCACAGUGGUGCACAGGAACAGCAUCCUGCUCCCAGAAACCUUGUCCAUAGCUCAGUGUCUCCUAUGCUCCUGAUUACAAAGAAAACGAAGGUAACAUAUCUAGGCAGCAGCAGUGAUGAAACUGACAUUUCAGGUCCGGGGACAAAUAAACCUAAUGAAAGAUCAUCAGUUUAAAACAACAGCUCUCGUUUCUCUCUCCACGUAGCUUCCCAACCUGCUGAGUAAUUCUAAUAUUUUUUUUAAAUUUUGGAUUUCUGGUGUUAGACAGUUUUUAUUUAUUCUAGCAUUUCUCCUCUUGCUCUUCCUGCGUUACUUUGUGUGGUUGUGCUCUUUGACCUGCUGACUAUUUACUCCUGCUCCUCUUAACUCAACUGGUUCACAAGAGGAAAGUCCAAAAAUGAAACUUUGUAAGAUUAAAUCUGAAUCUGAUAUUUAGCUAAGCACUGGAUGCUGGUGCCAGUCUAAACAUGAUGCUUAUGGAACUAAAACCCUCAGCUAUGACCCAUGGUAAGUAAUGAAAUGGUCCUCCUUUGUUUUGGAGUAUAACUCCUCAAGGCCCUAAUUGUCAUGAGUUUUUUUUCCCCAUGUCAUGAAAUGACAGAUGUCACUUUCGUAACAAGAGUGUCUUUGGGUUUUGUUCCCCAUCACCUCCACCAGCUGUUACCACCUCCCUUCAGCAACUGUUCAGUGUAAAGGCGUGACUGUAGAGCACAGUUUCCCUGUGCUCUCAUGACCUGACUGCAAAGAAGACCAAGACCAUUCACUGGGCAGCCAUGCAGUCAGGUCCGUCCAUGGUCACAUCAGCCUGUUAACGAGAUACAUUCGGUAGUUUGACCAAACCUGCUGUAGGGAGGAGUCUUGUCUGCCAACAGCACAGGCACUAUAAGUACAUUAUCCAUGGUAGCGUUCCAUAUUUCCAAUUUGUACUACCAGUUACUGAGUCUUCUCUUUGCCUGGGUGAGCUUUGUAAACCCCUAUUAUCAUUUGGUAAACUUCUAGUGAUGCAGAGAGACAUGCGGUAGUCAAAUACAGCAUUUUCUGGGAAUAAUAAACUUUAACCUGGUCAUAGUUCUGAAUUUUGGUGCAAAAUUAUAACUCUGAAAUGGUUAAUAUGAUGAACUGACAAAAUAUUUUAAAAAAUAAGUACACAUUUGCAUGUAUGUAGAGUUGACAGUAUUUUAAAAUAAACUUUAGUUUUGUCAGUUUUGAGAUGUUUGUUAUGGUGUAGUUGGAGUAAAAGUGUUUUAUUUUGCUUAUAAUUUCAUAGGCCUUUGUUAAUUAAUGAAGGUAGUUCACAAAAUCACUGUGUGUGAAGUCAUAAAUGAACGCCUGAUAGCUGUACCAGUGGCAUCAUCUGAUAAAAGCACCAGAAUCAGGAGAAAUUGCAGAUAAACAUAUUUCGUGUUAACAUUUACUUAACUAGUUGUAACCAGAAUGGAGAGCACUCUCUAUUAACCUUCUGUUUUUCUUA
Molecule: messenger RNA, 6588 nt
Organism: Mobula hypostoma (lesser devil ray)
Lineage: Eukaryota; Metazoa; Chordata; Chondrichthyes; Myliobatiformes; Myliobatidae
Exons: 18
Coding region: 87-2903 (938 amino acids)
Biological process (GO): tRNA wobble uridine modification
Cellular component (GO): nuclear envelope
Molecular function (GO): nuclear export signal receptor activity; zinc ion binding
Source: RefSeq, a predicted model, not a curated record